Messenger RNA from Thermothelomyces thermophilus ATCC 42464, 395 nucleotides. RefSeq lists its product as uncharacterized. The transcript has a single exon. Bases 95 to 331 code for a protein of 78 amino acids. The record is from RefSeq and is a predicted model, not a curated record. NCBI's taxonomy places the organism in Eukaryota, Fungi, Ascomycota, Sordariomycetes, Sordariales, Chaetomiaceae.
AAGGAGACUGCAACUCCAAAUCUCGUGCUAACAGCCCUUACUAGGACACCUCCUUGCUUGAAUAGGUACCUACAUAUAUCCACAAUACGCGAAAAUGUCUGCGAGCUCUGGCGUCGAGGGAUGGUGCAAAGUUUGUUUGCACGCCAACAACGAACACAACUAUUAUACCUGCGAAGUCAGAGGCUGCCGGAAGAGGUUCAAAAUCUGCCAGACAGGCAGCCAUGAAGAGUGGAACGUAGUGGCAGGAUAUGUUCUUUGCGCGUGGUGUCGGGACCAUCCGUACUCGUGCAGUAGGGUUGACAUAUACAACAUCAAGCGGCUAAUUGGUUGAGGCUGGCAGAGGUGGAGUUUCCAUAUCGUGAAAACGCCAGGAUAGGAAGAAGAGAAGGGAGGUU